CGAACGUAUUGUAUUUCGCUCCACCAAUCCAGUCCAUUCCCUGCCACCAUUCCCUUUUGACCAAACAUGGCCGCCUCCACCGCCGCGUCCAAGCUGAACCUGUUCAAAGCUAUCUGUGGGAAGCGAAACUUUGGCGUCGGCCAGAAGGUCACCCGCGCCAUCUGGGACCGCUUUGAGGAAUCUCCUUUGUCCACCACGUCCUUCAUCGAAAUCACACGCGUCGAGCCAUCUGCGGACCUUAGCCACGGCAAAGCUUAUGGCAUCAAGACCUUCCGUGGAGUUUCGGAAGGGAAGGCCCGCCGCGUGGACGGACCUCUCAAGAAGGACUGGCGUAUUGUUGUAUAAUGCAAUGAUAUAAACGUAGAUCCAUCACAUGGUGUACUUCUGA
This is a messenger RNA of Aphanomyces astaci, 388 nucleotides long. RefSeq lists its product as hypothetical. The coding region runs from base 67 to 345 and encodes 92 amino acids. Gene Ontology annotation, molecular function: structural constituent of ribosome. The record is from RefSeq and is a predicted model, not a curated record. Gene Ontology annotation, biological process: mitochondrial translation. Gene Ontology annotation, cellular component: mitochondrial small ribosomal subunit; mitochondrion. The transcript is spliced from 3 exons. NCBI's taxonomy places the organism in Eukaryota, Oomycota, Saprolegniomycetes, Saprolegniales, Verrucalvaceae.